AUGAAGUUCAUUGACAUUUUGUUCGUACUGAGCGCGGCAGCAACCGCUAAUGCAAUACUGGUUUCAGAUAAUAGCAAUGACUCAGCUCAGGCAUCAAGCACUUCCAGUCAAGUGCCUGGUCCAACCAAUAAGCCUAAUCCAGGCACUUCCGGACAAGGCCAGCAAUACUUGUUGUAUCGAACUGGUCCAAGUGUUCCAAAACGAAGUCGAAAACGCCCAAUCAGUGAGCCUGGUCCAAGUGCUCCAAAACGAAGUCGGGAACAAUCAACGAAUCAACCCGGUCCAAGCACUUCCAAUCAAGACCAGCAACAGCCAAUGAACGAAGAAGAGUCGGGAAAUACUGCUCCAAGUCAAGAGGCUGUAUUAAGCGAAGAAGACCAGAAAACCUUGGAUACUCUAAAGCAAGAAUAUGAAGAGUUUAAAGAAGUGGAAAAGAGCAUGUGCCGAGCCUAUUAUGAUAGUGUGUUUCAUCGAUUAAGCCAAUGGGCAGGUUUAAGAAAAGGCAAAGGUAUAUCUGAGCCAAGUUACAGCCCAGAAACUCAACAAAAAUUGAGAAAAGAUUGUGAAGAAGCAGGAAAAGCACUAGAAAGUAUCAAACAACGAUUGAAAAUGUUUAUGGAAGGCUAUGGUUUGAAAUAUGAAGAGCCGGAUUCAGAUUCAGAAGAGUCGAGUUCAGAAGAGUCGGAUUCAGAUUCAGAUUCAGAUUGA
Molecule: messenger RNA, 708 nt
Organism: Batrachochytrium dendrobatidis JAM81
Lineage: Eukaryota; Fungi; Chytridiomycota; Chytridiomycetes; Rhizophydiales
Exons: 1
Coding region: 1-708 (235 amino acids)
Source: RefSeq, a predicted model, not a curated record